Molecule: messenger RNA, 528 nt
Organism: Thyridium curvatum
Lineage: Eukaryota; Fungi; Ascomycota; Sordariomycetes; Thyridiales; Thyridiaceae
Exons: 3
Coding region: 1-528 (175 amino acids)
Biological process (GO): endoplasmic reticulum to Golgi vesicle-mediated transport
Cellular component (GO): TRAPP complex
Source: RefSeq, a predicted model, not a curated record
AUGAGAGGUUGUGAUAUCUCAAACAGAGGAAGCGCAAAGGGGGAAGUGACCGUCUUUACCCUCAUCAUCAUCAACAAGGCCGGCGGCCUGAUAUACAACCGCACCUUUCAUGAGGGCGGCCUCAACAAGCUCAGCACCAAUGACUACCUCAUCAUAGCGGGCACCUUUCAUGGCGUCCACGCCAUCACAGCCCGUCUCAAUCCCCUCAAGAGCCAGCAGGCCGCCGCCGCCGCGCUGGCCCCAGUCGCGCCGGGCAUGCCGCCCAACCGGCCCGAGCCGGCCUCGGGGCUCGAGGUCAUGGAGACGGAGAACUUCCGGCUGCAGUGCUUCAACACGCUGACGGGCACCAAGUUCCUGCUCUUCACCGACACGGCGCAGGCCAACGUCGACGUGACCAUCCGCCGCGUCUACGAGCUCUUCACCGACUACGUCAUGAAGAACCCCUUCUACCAGUCCGAGAUGCCCAUCCGCUGCGACAUGUUUGACCGCAAGCUCGGCUCGUACAUCCGCGAGAUCAACAAUCGCUAG